CUCCUCGCGAGCCCCUCGUCGGCCGCGUUGUUGUGUCUCGCUUUGUCUGGUACUCACUCGUGUGUUCGGGGUCAGUGGCGGCCAAGCGGGGCCAAGCAACAGCAGCAUUCCUUGGGCCUGUCGCGUUUCAAACCUUCAAAUACCAAUCGAUAUUUUUUUCAAAAGUGAAACCUGUUUUUUUUUUUUUACGCUUUGCUUGGCCCUUGUUCCUGGCUCACGCUGACCCCAAGUGCAGCGUGUGUGAUGGUUUUUUUUUGUGUUGUGAGUGGUGGUGGGACCGUUUCGGGCGGGAGAGCAAAGCCCCUCCUCCGCCUGGAGUGUUUUUGAAAAAAAAAUGAUUGGUUUUUCGUGCUUGUAGUCUUUUGGGUGGCGCUCCGGAGCGCCGGUCGUAUUCGAGAGAUCGUUGUUGCAGGGGCAGGGCGGUCCAAAUGGUCAAUAAGAUUUAGUUGUUUUCGAAGUCAACAAAAUGGUUACGGUAUCGGAGUUUUGACCUGGUUCGUUCGUACCCAAUCAACUUGUAAAUUUCGGUUCAUAGAAUUAGGAAUUUUUCGUUGUUCUAAAAACUGUGUUUGUAGUAAUUUUUGACACGGAUAAAUCGUUCACCGUAACAACCAUUUUCAAGAUGGGGAUGUCAAAUUAUUUGUGAUGCGUGUCUAUGAGCACUGCACGGCCCUGCCCUGCGAAAAGGCAGCGAGUAAUUGAAUCAGCUAAAACUAUUACUUCCAGAACACGUACUAACUCCAGUCCUGAGGGCUGGGCGCGCUGCAGGCUGGCUGGCCGUGGUUUGUGUUGGGGUUUUGUUUGUUUGUUUGUUAGUUUAAGUUGUUGGGCGCUCGAAGACCCCGCGAGAGCCCCGCGAGGGGCUCAGGGGGCGCCGUCCUGUUCGCCCGGCCCUGGGCCCGGCCUGCCUCGCCCUGGGCAGGCCCCUGGGCAGGCCCAACCCCCAACCCUCUGGCCUGGCCCCGCUUUCCCGAACCUUAUCCAUCCUUCCUGCGUUCACCUUCCCCUCACUCCCCAGGGCCCUCGGAGACAAAACUUUUACAAUCUCCACCCUUGGCGCAUUUCAAUUGUUUUAUUACAAGUCGGGCCUGUUGGACUCGCUUCCGUUCAUAUCAAUGAACGGGCGACGUGGCCUGCGUGCCUGCCUGCUCGGUCUGCCCGGCCCGCCUGCCCGGCCUGUCUGCCCGGCCUUACUGCGCGGGGGACGGCAUGGAUUCUCCAUUUGUCAUGUGGACUCUAAUUGCUUUGUCUCCGGGCCCUGUAACCUAUCCCUGUGUCUUUGUCUCAUGUUUACCCUACCCUUUUUUGUUUUCGUUUUUUAUGUGUUUUGUUUCUGUUUGAUAUGUGAUACAAGAAAAAGACAUUUUUUCUUGUAUGUGUCGAACUGUGUGUGUGUUUGUCAUAACGUGCUACUCGUCCUGUGUCUGUAAGUUUCUAACUUAUGCUGCCAUAGUAGGUCUUACCUUAGAGUCCAGCCCUAAAAACAAAUUUCAUCAAAAUUUUAUCCGUAAUAUUUAUACGAAUACAAGUAAAGUUGCUAACUGCAUUAAGUAAUAUUUGCAUUUUUCAUGAAAUAAGGAACCAAGAGACACUCUGGUUUGAGCAGUGAUGAAGUUUGCUAAAUUCAAAGUCCCAAAAGCACAUUAUUUUUGUUCGAGCUUUCUUCUCAAAAUAGCUGAAAAGUGUGUGUUUGUAGUUGUGUUUCGUCCAUUGGUCUCAUAUGAGACUUGUGUCUGUCCUAUGUCCUGUAGGAUUUGUCCACUUGUAAUUCAUGUUAGAUAUUAUUAUUUUCCUUAUGUGUCCGUUCGUAUGCGUGCGAUGUGUGAGUGUGUGAGUGAAUGUGUCCAUCUUCCCCAACAUUAAAAUUUUCUUUUUAUUUUCCAAAUUUUAUUCCUACACCGUAAAUAAAUUAAAGUUUUCAUUUGAACAUGUACAAAACCGGCUUAUUGCUGUGUUGAGAAUAGACUUCUUUCUCAUUUCCAUAAACUGCGUCUGAAAGGUUGAAUGAAUGGUCCUAGCUAAAGUGUGACGCAUAGCGCCAUUUUACAUCUUCGGCGCUCCUUCUCGAACUGUACCGCAGAAAACGAAUUGUUUUUGCAUCUCAUUGGCGAACAUUGACUCCUAAAUCGUUGUGAUUUCUCGAAAUCACCUGCGGUACAGUUUGCAGGAAAUAAAACGCGUACUUGCUGGCUUGAGCUGAGCGGAUAGUAAUACCCCAUGUUUCUCAUUAUUUUUCAACGCGUAGUCAAUUCUGGAGCUCAUUUACACCGCGGCGGGUGUCGGUGAUGAGGGGCCAGGUGGUGACUCCCCAAGGCCUGGGCAUCUACGGCGUGCGGGUGUCCGUGGACAAGGACGCCCGCCUCGGAUUCACACUCACGAGGGCCGGAGGCUGGUUCGACAUGCUGGUGAACGGGGGCGGCGCGGUGACGCUGCAGUUCCUGCGCACCCCCUUCCAGACGACGACGCGCACGGUGUUCGUGCCGUGGAACCAGAUCGUGGUGCUGGCGCCCGUGGUGCUGCCCCUGGCCGGCGACACCGCCAGCCCCAGGGACCGCGACGCCGCGGCCGCCGCCGCGCUCGGCUUCGAGAUGCCCGUGUCCUCGCUGUCGCUGUUCGCCGUCGUGGAGGACGGCCCCGGGCCGGGCCCCGGGCCCUGCGAGGCGCACGACCACACCCUGCUCAAGCCCGUCGUCGUGUCCACCUGGAUGCCCGAGAAGGUGGGCGGGCUGUCCGGCCGCAGCCUCGUGUUCGCCGAGACGCAGAUCCUGCAGGAGGCCAUCCGCAUCCCCGGCUCGGACCUGUUCCUGCAGUACCAGAGCAGCCAGGCGCCGGGCUACCUGUCCACCGUGCUGAUGCGGCUCACGCAGGACCGCGUGCCCGCCACGCUCACGCACGUGCACGUGACGGUGCAGAUCGAGGGCUCGGUGCACACCAAGACCUACGAGGCCGACCCCAACCUGACGCACGUGUUCGCCUGGAACAAGCGCAACGUGUACAAGCAGAAGGUGUACGGCGUGGCGCAGGCCAAGGUGUCGGUCGGCUACAAGCACUCGACGUGCAGGAACAUCAUCUGGGAGACGCAGACCGCCACACUGCAGGGCUUCGACGUGGACAUCUCGGACAUCGGCGGCUGGGGGCUCAGCAUCCACCACCACUACAACUUCCACGAGGGCAUCCUCCAGAAGGGCGACGGCUCCACGCUCCACCUGAAGCGCUACCCGCGCACCAUCAAGGUGGUGGUCGGCACGGGGCUGCAGCGCUCCCUGCAGUGCGAGGACUGCAACGGCGUCGCCAGGGACGCUCGCCUUCUGACGCCCGUCGCGCUCGCCUCGGGCCCGGACGGCUCGCUCUACGUCGGCGACUUCAACCUCAUCCGCCGCGUCACGCCCGACGGCAACAUCUACACCGUUCUGCAGCUCAGUGCCACGCAGGUGUCGCACCAGUACUACCUGUCGGUGUCCCCCGCCGACGGCCACCUCUACGUGUCCGACACGGAGCGCCACCAGAUCCUGCGCGUGCUGCAGCUCGGCCCCAACAUCGAGGACCCGCGCAUCAACUCGGAGCCGGCCGUGGGCUCGGGCGACCGCUGCGUGCCUGGCGACGAGAACCACUGUGGCGACGAGGGCCCCGCUCUGGCGGCACGCCUGGCGCACCCCAAGGGGCUCGUGAUCGCGGCCGACAAGACCAUGUACAUCGCGGACGGCACGAACAUCCGCGCCGUGGACCCCAAGGGCAUCAUCCACACGCUGGUGGGGCACCACGGCCACCACAACCUGUGGACGCCCAUCCCCUGCCACGGCGCCAUCCCCGCCGCGCAGGCACAGCUGCAGUGGCCCACGGGGCUGGCGCUGAGUCCGCUGGACGGCUCGCUGCACUUCAUCGACGACCGCCUCGUCAUGAAGCUGACGAGCGACCGCAAGGUGAAGGUGGUGGCCGGCAUGCCGCUACACUGCCACGCGCCCACGUGCGCGGCCAAGGAGCAGCCCGAGCAGCCGCCGGCACCGCAGGCGCAGCCCAAGGACCCCAAGGCCAAGGACGACAAGCCCAAGGCGCCCAAGGCGCCCAAGCAGCCCAAGCAGGACGACCGGAAGAAGCAGGAGGAGCUGGAGAGCGAGGAGGGCUCCGAAGCCACGUCCACUGUCCUCGGCAGCAUCCUGUCCAUCGCCUUCAGCCCCAACGGCGAGCUGUUCAUCGCGGAGGCUGACUCGCGCAAGGUGAACGCCAUCCGCGUCGUGGACUCGGCCGGUCGAAUGUCCGACUUUGCGGGCAGGCCUCAGACCCAGGAGGCGUUCCCAGCGCACGGCUGUGACUGCACCAGCAACAACGCGUCCUGGCCGGGCGGGCCGGGUGGACAAGGCAUGGGCACCACCGCCGGGCCGGCGGGCAUCGCUGGCGCCACGGCGGCGGGGCUGCUGGGCUGCGUGUGCGGACCGCAGCUGGACGACCCGGCGGCAGGCAUGGGCACCGGCAAGGACUCGCGGGAGACGCUGCUCUCCUCCAACGCCAAGUUCACGUCCAUCUCCGCCAUGGUGGUGGCGCCCGACGGCGUGCUGCACGUGGCCGACCAGGGCAGCCUGCACGUGCUGGCCCUGGAGCACUACCUGCCCACGCACGACGAGAACGGCGAGUUCCGCAUCCCCUUCCCGCCCACCGGGGAGGUGUACGUGUUCAACCGGUACGGCCAGCACGUCGCCACGCGCGACCUCACCUCGGGCAACACGCGCUACACGUUCCUCUACUCCAAGAACACGAGCUUCGGCAAGCUGUCCACCGUCACGGACGCGGCCGGCAACAAGAUCCUGUUCCUGCGCGACUACAGCAACGUGGUGAGCACCAUCGAGAACACGCAGGACCACAAGUCGGACCUCAAGAUCUCGGGCAUCGGCUUCCUCGAGAAGUUCUCCGAGCCGGGCCGCUCCGAGAUCGACCUGCACUACGACUCCAACACUGGGCUGCUGACGAGCCGCGCGGACGCCAAGGGCGCGGGCGGACGAACCUCCAUGUACCGCUACGACGAGCUGGGCCGCGUCACGCAGGUCAUCCUGGCCACGGGCGAGACCAUCGACCUGCGCUCCCGCAUCUCCCUGGACGACGGGCUGGCCGUGGAGGUGCACGCCCCGCAGGCCGCCAUCGCCCUGGCCAGCGGCACGGCCGGCGCGUCCCCGCAGCAGCAGCGCGGCCUGGCCCCGCACAACGAGAAGCAGCCCGUGACGCUGCGCAUGGCGGGCCGCGGCGCGCGGAGGAUGGUCAUCUCGGACGGCCUGCACUCCAGCGAGGCGGCCAGCUACCGCAACGGCUCCCUGACGCUGCGCGGGCCCUGGGCCAUGACGUCGUGGGGCGGCGAGCUGGCCUGCGCCGCGCGCCGCCGCCACCCGCUGCUCGAGCUGGCGCUGCCCGUCGAGGCCGAGAUGCUGCCCAUGUGGAGCGACCAGGUGGUGGCGGCGUCGCCCGGCGUGGCGCCCAACUCGGUGGCCUGGAGCUACAACAUCGUCGGCGACGCGGGCAGCUCACAGCACAAGCUGCACCAGGACCUGUGGGUGAACCACAGCCGCGUGCUGGCCAUGGAGUACGACCAGGCCACCCGCCGGCAGACCUUCAUCGACCGGGAGGGGCAGCCGCUGCUCACCGUGGCGCUGGACCACGAGGGGCUGCCCAUGUCGUGGACGCCCAGCGGUGGCAAGGCGGGCGUCAACAUCUCGUACGACCGCUUCCGCCGUGUCGACUCGUGGCGCUGGGGCGACCAGCAGGAAAAGUACAGCUACGACCGCAAGGGGCUGCUCUCCGAGGUCUCCACGCCGCAGGACGGCGCCAUGGCCUUCACCUACGACGAGCUCAACGUGCCCACCGUCAUCACGCUGCCCAGCAAGCGGCGGUUCGAGUUCCGCUACGACGCCGACGGCGGCCUCCGCCACAUCACGCUGCCCAGCGGCACCCACCACUCGCUGUCCGUGCAGCCGUCCCUAGGCUUCCUGCGCGCCACGUACACGGCGCCCGGCGCCACCCGGCCCUACCUGCAGCACUUCUCGUACAGCGGGCUGCUGCUGCAGACCGUCUACCCCGGCGACGGCGCGCGCGUCAUCUACAAGUACACCUCGGCCGGCAAGCUCGCGGAAGUCCUCCACGGCGACGGGCGGACGCGCGUGAGCUACUCCCCGCAGACGGCCCUGCCCACGUCGGUGCAGCACUCGGAGCGCGACCUGGACUACCGCUGGGACUACGGCUACUCGGGCGGCCUGCUGGCCGAGGAGCGCAUUGAGUUCGGGCCCAAGACGGGGCUCAACAACGCCAAGAUCAGCUACGAGUUCGACGACAACAUGCGCGUCGUGAGCGUGGCGGGACGCGUCGGCGGACAGGCACUGCCGGAGCACGGCCUCGCGUACUCGCCGCGCACCGGGGCCGCCACCCAGAUCGGACAGUUCCAGGUGCAACGCGUGAACGGCAACGAGACUCGCGUCGGGGACGGCACCGCCAUCUUCACCCGCUUCACCAACCGCAUGAUGCAGGAGGUGCAAGUGGCCGUCACCAUCCACAACAUGGAGGCCUUCCGCAUGGAGUUCUCCUACGACUCCCGAGGCCGCAUCAGCCAGACCCGCACCUACACGCGCAACGUGGGCGUCAACAUGUACACCAACGUCAAGAACUUCACCUGGGACGCGGACGGGCAGUUGGCGGGUGUGGCGGCGCAGGAGCCGUGGAGCUUCGAGUACGACCCGAACGGCAACAUGCUGUCCCUCACGUACCGGGGCAACACCAUCCCCAUGGAGUACAACCAGAUGGACCGCGUGGUCAAGUUCGGCGAGGGCGUGUACCGCUACGACAGCCGCGGCCUGGUGACGCAGAACGCGCGGGAGGAGCGCUUCCACUACAACGCCAAGGGCCUGCUGGUGCGCGCCAACAAGCGGGGCCGCUUCGACGUCCGCUACUACUACGACCACCUGGACCGCCUGAGCGUGCGCAAGGACAACUACGGCAACGUCACGCAGUUCUUCUACACCAACCACAAGCGGCCCAGCGAGGUGACGCAGAUCUACUCCCCGCGCGACGGCAAGCUCAUGUCGCUGACGUACGACGACCGAGGCCACCUCGUGUUCGCGCAGGUGUACCGCCACAAGUACUACAUCGCGACGGACCAGUGCGGCACCCCCGUUAUGGUGUUCAACCAGUACGGCGAGGGCAUCCGCGAGAUCAUGCGCUCGCCCUACGGCCACAUCGUGUACGACUCGAACCCCUACCUGUACCUGCCCAUCGACUUCUGCGGCGGCCUGCUCGACCAGGUGGUGUCGCUGGUGCACAUGCCGGGCGGGAAGGUGUACGACCCUCUGAUCGGGCAGCUCAUGGGCCCCGCCUGGGAGGACGUGCCGGCCCGCCUCAGCAAGCCCACGCACCUCAACCUCUACCGCUUCAACGGCAACGACCCCAUCAACAUGCGCCUGCAGCACAACCACCUCACCGACCACCGCAGCUGGCUGGCCGCCCUGGGCUACGACUUGCCGAACCUGGCGCCGCAGCUGUACCCCUCCGUGGAGGACAGCACGCUGCCGCGCCUGCUCAGCCCCCUGAGUCCGUUCGCGAGCCCGGCGCCGCUGACGGUGUCCCCGGCGCGGCCGUCCAUGGCGGUGGGGGCGCAGGACGGGCCGCCGCUCAGCGUGGUCUCGGGCUUCCUGAGCCACGUCAGCGAGCGCCUGCUCAGCGACAGGCUGUCCGUGUCCGGCUGGCCGUCGGCCGCCUCCAACCUGGCCGUCGACGCCAAGGGCACGAAGGGCGCGUGGCCGCCCAACAACCCUCUGCAGACGUUCCGCAUCGGUUCGGCCUUCGAGCCGCCGUUCGGCAGGGGCAUCAUCGUGUCGCGGACGGCGCAGGGGCAGGCUGUGAUCAACAGCGUGCCCUCGGCCAACCCCAUCUACAGGGACGUGUUCACGUCCGUGUUCAACGGCUCGUACAUGCUGGACGUGCUGCUGCUGGUGCACGGCGCCUCGCAGGACACGCUCUUCUUCGUGCAGCCGCGCGUCGAGCGCGCCGGCGAGGACAAGGCCCAGCUCAAGCGCCUGGGCGGCUCCGUCAACACCACGUUCCACGAGAAGACCGGCGACAAGGAGAAGGUCAUGGACCUCAAGAUCCACACCCAGACGGCCGUCAUCAACUUGCGGUACGGCACGACGCCGGAGAAGGAGAAGCAGCGCAUCCUGCACCACGCCAAGACGUCCGCCGUGCGCAAGGCGUGGCACCGCGAGCAGGAGGCCAUCCGCAACGGCUACGCCGGCUCGGGCUCGGGGCUGGCCUCGGGCGUGGACUGGUCUGCGUCGGAGCAGGACGAGAUCCUCAAGACGGGCCAGGCGGCGGCCUACGAGGGCGAGUUCAUCCACGACAUCUUCCGCUAUCCGGAGCUAGCCGAAGACCCGUACAACGUCCGCUUCGUCAAAAAGAAUGCGGGCGAUGAGCCUGGGGCCUCCGCCAAGAGGAAACGCAGCGCCAGCGACUCGGCGCCCGUGGCCUCCGCCUCGUCCUCCGCGUCGGCGGACUUGUGGUGGAGGCCGUGCUCCGAGCCGAGCUGCUAGUCAAGUCUCGCCUCGCCUUAGCCUCGCCCCUUCCGUCCCUGGCACUAGGCUCAGGCCUAAGAGACGUGUACAUAAUAGAGCAGAUUUAUGGCAAGAAAUGAAUGUACAUAAGUUAUUAAUAUACCUACACAUAUUUAUAAAUAUAUACAUAUAUAUUUGUACAAAUGUGGACUUCUCGGCCAAAGGGCACAAAAAGUAGUGAAGCACGAUACUUAAUGCAGGACACUAAAAGUGAGUGCUUCCAAAGAAAUUUAUCGGACCUAUUUCUGUCUUUCUUUUUGUUUUACUUUUAUUUUUAGGAAGCCUUCUUGAGGGUAGGUUAUUGUCUUUUACUGUGUUGAUGUUACCAUGUUCAAUUAAUAUGUGUAUUGAACAUAUAUCUGUGAUGUGUGUGCGUAUGUGGAGGUUUGUUGUGAGAAUAUGAAUCAAUGAAAACGGCUCCAGUGAGAAUAGAACAUAUUUCUUGGGUUCAGUAAAAAUGGACCCAGGCCAAUAGCUAAUUAAUUGACUUCUAGGCUUUCUCACUGGAGCCUCUCUUUUUCAUCUUAAAUAGUGAACAUAGUGUGUGAAAGAAAUGUGAGAAUGUGAUCACGGUGCUUCUUUUGAUUGAGUCUUUAAUUUUAGUUUCUCGUUGUCUUAAUCAACAAACGUUUUGUAAAAAAUAAGUGGAUAUUUGUGUUUUCUGUGAAUUUAUUCUUAAGAGGCUUACUAUGCACAGUGUGUGCUCCUCCUGCUGAUUACUGUGAGCUUUGUGUUAAGGCACAUUAGGGAUCAUUUUCUUCAUGCAUACCAUUAUUAUGCAUGAAAUGAGCAGCAAAGACAUGCCCCAACCACAACAUAAAAGAUUUAUUGGAAUUUUAUCAUUCACUUUCUUUUUUCAUUUAAUUGUACCAGAGUCCUUUUUUUUAAACUGAAAAUCCCGUCCGCUAUCAUUUGGUGGCAUAUCUUUGCUGCAUUUAAGUCUAAGAAGCAUUGUUAUUGUCAUUGUGUGCUUGCACAGCAUUAUGUAAAUAUUGAUGUCUAUUUUGUCAAAUGCAUGUGUUUAUAUGUUAGUUGAUGUGUUUCAAAGACUUUUUUGGCAUCAUUUAAAUGUACAAACAAUUAUGUGCUGUGUUUGAUCAGUUUAGUUGAAAACUGUUUGUCCUGUUUCCAGAGUCAGAGGGGUCUGAAAUAAGAUCACAUUUGAGAAAACAAACUACCAAGCUUCUUACCAGCUUUGCAGAACUAAGGUUGUGGAUGACAUUUACUGAGUAUAGAGCUUUUUAUUUGUUUUGUUCUGGCUCUAUUUAUUGAUUUGGUCAUAGGCUACAGGUUCCAGCUACUUCAAGAACCUUUAUGGUGCUUUUGUUAUUGUGUGGACAACCGUUACUAUAUUUUAUUUUGUGGAUUAUUGUCAUUGGUUUAUAGGAAAUUAUGGAAAUAUGAAAUUCUUCUGUUUUACAUUAUCUUUUAAGAUUUUUAUACCAGUGCUAGAGAUCCCAAGAUGCCAAAUACAUAUUAAGAUUUUUUGAAUGGUGUCAGUGCCAAAUUUGUGCACAUGAGAGUUUAUUUGAAUUGUACUAUCCUUAAUAUAUUUGUGAAAAUUAUAGAAUGUGGGUGAUCAGUCACAAAAGAUCAAAUGAUUAUGAAAAGUUGUAAAUAUUUUGUUAUGCAAUUUAAAAUACUCUAACUUCAUAAAGCUCACAAGAAGAAAAAAGAAAAUGUUUUGAUAUCGCUGAAUUUUCUUUGUGCUCUUGAGUUUUAUCAUAUGCUGGUCGUGACUAAUUUUGUUGAUUGUGUCAAUUUUCAUUUUAUGUUGCAAGUAAUGUCAUUGUGGUCCAUUAUCAACUGCCAGAAAAAGGAGGAGAAUGAGCUUUUAGUAAAGUUGCACUGUUGCUUGUGGAGAUACUUUGCCACAAAGGCAUCUAAUUAUUAUAUUUCUUUACUUUGCAACACUACCUACAAGACUGGCCUUGUACUAUUGCAUAGUGUGUUAAACAAUAUUGAUGUGGUUCAGGUAUUUAUUUACUGCAGGAUGUGGAAUAGAAUACUAUAAUCUUGUGUAUACAUUGUGGGUUGCAAUUAUCAUUGCCACAGCCUUUACCAUGUGAUUAUUGUUUCUGUUGUAAGGAAUUGUGUUUCAGUCAUACCCUUCUCUGUGACUGUUUCACUUUUUGUAAAUGUUAAGAAUCUUAGACUUACUGUUCAUAUUGAUGUGCAAACUUUUAUUUGCUUAUGGUUUCACAAGAACCAAAAAUCAACUGUUAUUACAUGGCUUAUAGCUAAUGUUUGUUUGUUUAUUGUUUUUUUUUGUGUAUUUCUUUUUAAUUACUUCUUGUAACAUUCCAACCAUGAACACUUGUAAGAUAAAGUUGAAAGAUUUGACUGAUUUUAGCGUUGAAAGCGCUAUACUAAUGAAUCAAGUUGUACUUGGUUACUUAAUUAAGUGUGAGAAAAUUAAAUGUCUGCAAAAUUAAAUAAAUCAUCUGUUCCUUGACA
Molecule: messenger RNA, 11033 nt
Organism: Thrips palmi
Lineage: Eukaryota; Metazoa; Arthropoda; Insecta; Thysanoptera; Thripidae
Gene: Ten-a
Product: teneurin-a
Exons: 14
Coding region: 2286-8555 (2089 amino acids)
Biological process (GO): motor neuron axon guidance
Source: RefSeq, a predicted model, not a curated record